GCCCCUCAUCCCCGCUCAUUGAGAGAAGCUGCCGCUGAUCACACUCCAGCCUCGGCACUCCAAGAACUAGGAAGACGGCUGCCCAGACUGGAGCUGGCAGCAGAGCUGUGCCAUGCAGUGACCAUGCCACACUGACACCCACCUCGGGCACCCGAGAAGUGCCAUCAUGAUAGCCCCUCUAGUGGCCAUGGGGGCCACCCUGGGCACUCUGACUGGCUUCAUCGCUCUGUGCGGACUGAUGUGUCUUUGCAAAUAUAUUCAUAAAAGGAAGAUGCCACCUGACAGUGGGGAUGGCACACCUGUGACCAUGGCCAGUGUGCUCCAACCUGGGCAAGUGAUGAAUGUCUACAGAUGCACGGAGCCGGUUCAGCCACAGACGAAGCUUCGCUUUCUUCACAUCAUUUCUACUGCGCAAACGUCCCCGGAGAUCAUUAAUUGCAAAGACCAAGCUUUGAAGGUCGCCCAAAACGAGCAGAAAGAAGACAACAACAAACCUGUGGAAACUAUCUCAGGAGGUUUGGACUCAGACCAGAUACCAAAUCUCUCUCCUGCUGGUGAGGACCCUGAGAAGACAACCUCUUCUUUACAUCAUGCACCAAAACUGCGCUACUCCCUGGGGUAUGACCGGCAGGCGGCAGAGUUAUGUGUGUCCUUCCUUGAAGUUGUAGGAGCAGUGCUUCCAGGAGAGGAGGAUGGUGGCAGUCACUGUUACGUCCUGGGCACACUAAAUACUCAUCAUGGCCAGACGGAGGCACAAACAGCACUUAUAAAGAGAAAGGCCCACACGGUGUGGGAAGAAGCUCUGCUGUUCUCUUUGAAGGAGGAGGACAGAGCGGAGGCCACGCUGACCCUCACCCUUAGGAACUGCGACCGCUUCUCUCGACAUCAGGUGGCUGGAGAAAUCACCCUGAGCCUGGCUCACGUUGGCAUUCCGUUUGGCACAGCAAGAUGGGUGGACCUCAGGGCACCAGAAAAGGAUGCAGACUCGUCUGGAGAAGUCCUCAUGUCCAUGAGUUAUCUCCCAGCGGCCAAUCGCCUCAUCGUGGUGCUAAUCAAAGCCCGGAAUAUCCACUCCGAUAAGGACAACGACCUCGUGGGCAAAGAUCUGUUCUUCAAGGUCAUCCUCUGGCAUCAGGCACAAAGGCUCAAGAGGAAACAAAGCAAAAAGGCAAAACAAAAAAUCAAUCCCGUCUGGAAUGAGAUGAUCAUGUUUGAGGUGCCACCAGAACUCCUAGGAGAAGUCAGCAUGAAGAUGGAGUUGCUGAGUCAGGAAUCUGGAGGACCUAGUCGUGCAAUAGGCUCGUGUUAUCUGGGGUCAGAUCAGACUGGCAUAGGAAAGAGUCACUGGCAAGAAAUGAUAAAUAAUCCCAGGAGACAAAUAGCAAUGUGGCACCAUUUGCUCCCAUGAGAGUCCCUGUCCUGAUCUCAUCAUCUCUGAGGCUCUCAUCACUGCCAAGAAUAUGGGAAAAGAACAUGGAGCCAAAAAUGAUGAAAACAAAGCAACAAAGUGGUUUACUGUGUUUAAAAGUGUAACAAUGUAUCAUUUUUAGGAGGGACGGCUCCAGGUGUAUAUGGGCAACACAGUAGACCAUGUUUACUCAUAUUGCCAUGGGUCGCUGAAGCUCCGCCACUUGCCUAGGUUUCCUUAGUGCUGACACUGGUCCAAUUUUUUAUGCUGAACUCAUUGCAAAAGAUUCCACUCGUUCCUCAUGGGAGGAGCUUCAUGACAUCCUCAAAGGUCUAUUUAUGAUUUCUUCACAGGUCAUUUGUGCAUCCUACACUGUGUUUCCCAAACCUAUCGAUGGUAUAUAGCCAUAAGGGCUCAUGCACACAACCGUAUGUAUUUUGCGGUCCACAAAAAAUACGGAUGGCGUCCGUGUGCAAUGCGUAUUUUGCGGGAAUGGAACCACUGGCCCCUAAUA
Bufo bufo (common toad) is the source of this 1922-nucleotide messenger RNA. It is a transcript of the gene SYT13, whose product is annotated as synaptotagmin 13. NCBI's taxonomy places the organism in Eukaryota, Metazoa, Chordata, Amphibia, Anura, Bufonidae. Gene Ontology annotation, biological process: regulation of calcium ion-dependent exocytosis; calcium-ion regulated exocytosis; cellular response to calcium ion. The record is from RefSeq and is a predicted model, not a curated record. The transcript is spliced from 7 exons. Gene Ontology annotation, molecular function: syntaxin binding; calcium ion binding; clathrin binding. Bases 167 to 1408 code for a protein of 413 amino acids.